This is a messenger RNA of Cuscuta epithymum, 568 nucleotides long. NCBI's taxonomy places the organism in Eukaryota, Viridiplantae, Streptophyta, Magnoliopsida, Solanales, Convolvulaceae. The record is from the annotation of a GenBank genome assembly.
CCCACUAUGGUUCACAGUUUCUUUUCUUAUUUAUGCAAACUUUCCUUCAUCAAACUAUGAGGCUAUGAGCCAUUGAGAUCACAAAGAUGACAGAAAGGCGCCAAAUUUCGGUUCCAUUUGUUUGGGAAGAAAGACCUGGCAUACCAAACAAGGAUUGGAAACCUGCUAAAUGUAAACCCUCAAAUACCUCCAAGUUUGUUCCCCCAGAAAAGCUCAUACCUUCAGUUCCCUUUCAGUGGGAGGACAAACCAGGAACACCCCUUUCAAGCAUCCAGGUUCAGCCAAAGGGUAAUUUCGUCAUCAUAACGAACAAGCCAUUACUAACACUAGAUGAGCUGAUGACGAUGAGCCGAAGAAGAAGCUAUCAGAGAAAAGCUAACCAAAUGCAGAAACAGAGUGUGCCUAUGAAGCAGAAACUCACAGGGAGUGCUCUUGGAUGCUGUAUGCUUGGAGUUUGAAGAAGAAUUGAAGAAUUGCACACCAAAUGGAAGAGGGAGCUAAAGCUUUUCUCCAAAUAGUCUGAAACAUGGCUCAGUUUACUGAGCACCAAAAACUGGUUAUUUGUGCA